GUCUCCGGCCACUGUCGCAAGCUGCCCGAAGCUCGAGAGGCCCCGUCCAGCUCCCGGAAGGCUGGAGGGAGGUACCUGGCCAAGCUGUCCUCCGUGGGGAGCAUCUCGGAGGAGGAGACGUGCGAGAAGCUCAAGGGCCUGAUCCAGAGGCAGGUGCAGAUGUGCAAGCGGAACCUUGAGGUAAUGGACUCGGUGCGCCGAGGUGCUCAGCUCGCCAUCGAGGAGUGUCAGUACCAGUUCCGGAACCGGCGCUGGAACUGCUCCACGCUCGACUCCCUGCCUGUCUUCGGCAAGGUGGUGACUCAAGGGACCCGGGAGGCGGCCUUCGUGUACGCCAUCUCUUCAGCAGGUGUGGCCUUCGCGGUGACGCGGGCAUGCAGCAGCGGGGAGUUGGAAAAGUGUGGCUGUGACCGGACGGUACAUGGAGUCAGCCCGCAGGGCUUCCAGUGGUCGGGAUGCUCGGACAACAUCGCCUAUGGCGUGGCCUUCUCCCAGUCCUUCGUGGACGUGCGGGAGAGAAGCAAGGGGGCCUCAUCCAGCCGUGCCCUCAUGAACCUCCACAACAACGAGGCUGGCAGGAAGGCUAUCCUGACACACAUGCGGGUGGAGUGCAAGUGCCACGGGGUGUCGGGCUCCUGUGAGGUAAAGACGUGCUGGCGAGCCGUGCCGCCCUUCCGCCAGGUGGGCCACGCACUCAAAGAGAAGUUCGACGGCGCCACCGAGGUGGAGCCACGCCGCGUGGGCUCCUCCAGGGCGCUGGUGCCGCGCAACGCACAGUUCAAGCCACACACGGAUGAGGACCUGGUGUAUUUGGAGCCCAGCCCGGACUUCUGCGAGCAGGACGUGCGCAGCGGCGUGCUGGGCACGAGGGGCCGCACGUGCAACAAGACGUCCAAGGCCAUCGACGGCUGCGAGCUGCUGUGCUGCGGCCGGGGCUUCCACACGGCCCAGGUGGAGCUGGCCGAGCGCUGCAGCUGCAAAUUCCACUGGUGCUGCUUCGUCAAGUGCCGGCAGUGCCAGCGGCUGGUGGAGCUGCACACGUGCCGGUGACAGGCAGCGUCAGCCCGGCGCCAGCAACCAGCUCGCGGCCCGAGAGAGGCCGGUAAUUUAAACAGCGCCCCCACACCUACCCCAAGGGAUACUGGCUGUACUUUUUGUUUUGGUUUGGUUUUUGGGUCCUCCUGUUAUUUAUUGCUGAAACCAGGCGGGCGGCCCCAAGGGCACCAGCCAGGGCCUCCUCGAAGCCUGGGCCUUUGUGGCCGCCACUGACCAAAGGGAUCUCGCUCGUGCCUCUGGCUGUCCACAUGUGGCCACUGCUGACCACUCGGUUGUUAACUGCAUCUGUUUUUCUACUCACAGACUUCAGCUGGGUAAUGAGGAGCGUUGGUCACAUGCCUACUGACCCUGCCAUGUAGGGAAGGAGGCGGCCCUAUGGCAGGGGGAAAUCAGUGCCAUCUCGAGGGAAGCUGCACCCCUGCACGUACACACCGGCCCCUGGCAGCUUCAGCCUGGUCUCCCAAGCCCCUGGAAAGGGAACGGGCAGAUACCAGCUCAAGGGCAAAGGGUUCGUUUGGCCCUCCAUGGGCGGCCGGAGGUUCAGUCUCUGUGGGACCUUCCAGGCAGGAAGAGCAGGCGAGACAAGGGCAAGGGAAGGUGCUAGUCCCACCCUGGAGCCCAGCCCACCCAGCCCCCCCAGUCAAAGCCGCCACUCCCUGGUCACUCCCAGACAGGAGCACCAGCUGCCAUCUUGGACCAGAGGUCCCAGCCAGGCCUUUGCAGCGACACCUCUUGACGUGUCUCCUCACAGUGCCACUCGUCUGUGAGACGAAGAAUGGACAUCACACAUGCAGAGGAACCCGGCCAGUGGAAAAGCCCUGUCCCACCCAUUAUUUCACUCACUGAACCGAAUUUACUGAGCAAAUACCAUGGUCUGAGCCCUGUACUGGGCCAUCCCAUAGGACGAUCACAACAGUCCUGGGAGGUGCACAAGACAGAGAUGCUUGUGCCCAUUUUACAGCAGAAGGGGGCACUGCUCAGCCAGGUCCCAGAGCACGCUAAUCAGAAGCACAGCCAGAAGAGCCCUCCAGACAAGGUUCCUCCUGGGCGCCUUACCCAAAGGCCCAGGAACUGGAGGUCUCCUUGGGGAGGAAGUGGGGCCAGGAAGUAGCAGAAGCCACAGACCACAGGCUAGACAAGCGGCCACAUGGCUCCAGGGCGCAGAAGAUGGACAGCUAGAAGGCUGGCGAAGUGAGGUGUCCGCAGCUGAGGCGACCCUACCCCCAGGUACCCUGGGCACUGAAGAAGAGCCCCCCAGAGAAAUCACCAGCAGCCUGGGCCUGGCCCUGCGCCCCAGCCAAACCAGCAGGAGCACAGCCCAAACUUCUGUGACCAGGACAUGCACACAGCAAGACUCGGCCUGACCCCACUGCUGCUUCACAGGUGGGCUCCCAACCACCAUAGGAGCUCGCUGUCAGCUCAGUCUCCAAAUUGCCCCCUUAAUGGGGCCCCAGGCUCCUGGUUCGAGAUCUUGAGCUCUGGGAUCCCCAGCUGGAGAUUCUCAGACCCCGAGCUCUUGGUUCCAGGGUUCCAUGUCUGAAUUCAAAGUCCCAGAUUGAGAAUAUGGGUUCCGGCCUGUAGAAGCUCUCCUCCAGGCCUUGUGGUUUGUGCCUCCUGGUGCUGGCUUCCUCACGAAGAAAGGGUCAACACCCUUGGCCCCAAGCCAAACUCUCUGCUCAACGUCCAUCCAAGAAGGCCAAAACCAAGUGAGAUGCUGCAGCCACACUGGAAUGAGGGGUAAUCUUGGGGCCGGCAGGCUCUGAUGUGGAUGAAAGCUGAGCCCACUAAGUGUCCCCACAGCGGCCCAGCUGGACUCACUGCUCCUCUGGCAGGCUCUGUUCAGCUGUCUGCUCAGUGCCAGGGAAAAUGCUAUCCCUCACUGGCAGAGGCCAGACCCAGACAAAGAAAGCAUGGGAGACCCCUCCCCCUCCAGAGACAGGGCAGAGCCACUCUCCCCCACCCCCAAAUCGUGUCCUCAGAGCCGGAGGACUGGAAGGUCCAGGCUGGAUGCUGGUAUUAUGGAUACUGCCCCAGGAAAAAAUGAGAGGGUCUGUGUCCGCUCACAGGCUUCACCUUUCCACCUGCCUGGGGGCUCUCUCAAAGCUGACCACCCUGGGGUUCUGAAGGGUAUGGCCUCUGUAAAGCAGACUAGAAUCUAGGAGCCUCUGCCCAGUCCUACCAUCACCAGCACCCCAAAGGCCAAAGGGACCCACAGCUACAUGAAAAUGGAGCUUCCUUGGAAACACCCAGCUCCCAACUGUCCCAAAUAAAGAGGAGGAACCAGCCCAUGCCUUACGUAGCCCACCCACUCUGGAAGCUGGCCAGAGGUUCUGAGUCCUGCCCGAAACUCUCUCCAUUAGUCUCCACAAGGCAAAGGUGAUGUCCUCUGAGGCCAAGGGCUAGAUAAGCCCCAGCUCUGGAUGCUGCUACCCCUCUGCUGCCCAUACCCCAUCCUCUAAUUUUUAUACUAGGCCCCUUGCCAUUGUGACACCCCCAUGAAAUAGUCUGAUGCACGAUAAAAUGAUUAUUUCUUUAUCUUGUAA
Molecule: messenger RNA, 3599 nt
Organism: Herpailurus yagouaroundi (jaguarundi)
Lineage: Eukaryota; Metazoa; Chordata; Mammalia; Carnivora; Felidae
Gene: WNT4
Product: Wnt family member 4
Exons: 5
Biological process (GO): neuron differentiation; multicellular organism development; canonical Wnt signaling pathway
Cellular component (GO): extracellular region
Molecular function (GO): cytokine activity; frizzled binding
Source: RefSeq, a predicted model, not a curated record